Phacochoerus africanus (Common warthog) is the source of this 1214-nucleotide messenger RNA. RefSeq names its product olfactory receptor 480-like. The record is from RefSeq and is a predicted model, not a curated record. The transcript has 2 exons. Gene Ontology annotation, cellular component: membrane. Gene Ontology annotation, biological process: sensory perception of smell; G protein-coupled receptor signaling pathway. NCBI's taxonomy places the organism in Eukaryota, Metazoa, Chordata, Mammalia, Artiodactyla, Suidae. The coding region runs from base 219 to 1154 and encodes 311 amino acids. Gene Ontology annotation, molecular function: olfactory receptor activity; odorant binding; G protein-coupled receptor activity.
AAACCCUUCUCUUGGCUACCUUGUAGUCUGCAUUAUGACGGCCUUGGGAGCGAAGAUUGCUUACCGGGCACUUAGCGGAUGGUCAGUCAGGAUUCUUGAUGCCCUGGGAGCGUCCACUGAGAGCACGUCCAAUUGGACAGGCGAGCUUCUUCAUGUCUGACUGGGAAGGCUUGGUUUCUGCGUUCCACCAACAGACCUGGGCGCCAUUCUCAGAGUAGAUGGAAACUGGAAACCACACGAGUGUGACAGAGUUCAUUAUUUUGGGGUUAACAGAGGAUCGUACAGUCGGCGCCACUUUGUUUAUUGUGUUUCUGGGAAUCUACGUUGUCACCUUACUGGGCAAUGGCACUAUAAUCCUGCUGAUCAGAAGCAGCCCUCAGCUUCACACCCCGAUGUACCUUUUCCUCAGCCACUUGGCCUUUGUAGACAUUGGCUACUCCUCAUCGGUCUCACCUGUCAUGCUCAGGGGCCUCCUUGGGGAAGGCAGCUCUCUCCGUGUGGCUGGUUGUGCUGCUCAGCUCUGUUCUGUGGUCACAUUUGGGACGACGGAGAGCUUCCUGUUGGCUGCCAUGGCCUACGACCGGUACGUGGCCAUCUGCUCGCCCCUGCUCUACUCCACCCACAUGUCCUCCAGAGUCUGCAUUCUGUUGGUGGCGACGUCCUAUGUAGGGGGCUCUCUGAAUGCCUGGAUAUUUACUGGCUGUGUGCUAGGUCUGUCCUUCUGUGGACCCAAUAAAGUCAACCACUUUUUCUGUGAUUAUGCACCGCUUUUGAAGCUUUCUUGUUCUCGUGAUUUUACUUCUGAAACACUCCCAGCUGCCUCUUCUGGCUCCAUCAUUGCGGUCACAGUGGCUGUCAUAGCCACUUCCUACAUCUACAUCCUCAUCACCAUCCUGAAGAUGCCCUCCACUGAAGGAAGACACAAGGCCUUCUCCACCUGCACCUCCCACCUCACCACGGUCACUCUGUUCUAUGGGACCAUCACCUUCAUUUACGUGAUGCCCACGUCCAGCUUCUCCACUGACCAGAACAAGGUGGUGUCUGUGUUCUACACGGUGGUGGUCCCCAUGCUGAACCCCCUCAUCUACAGCCUCCGGAACAAGGAGGUUAAAGAGGCAAUGAGAAAAUUAAUGGCUAGAAGACAUUGGUUCUAAAGUGCUAAUGUAAUCUGAGUUUUAAUAAAAAAGACUGUCUAAUGAAGACUUCUCCUGCGG